Messenger RNA from Colletotrichum orchidophilum, 3474 nucleotides. RefSeq lists its product as uncharacterized. The transcript has 3 exons. Gene Ontology annotation, biological process: astral microtubule depolymerization; mitotic spindle assembly. The coding region runs from base 1 to 3474 and encodes 1157 amino acids. NCBI's taxonomy places the organism in Eukaryota, Fungi, Ascomycota, Sordariomycetes, Glomerellales, Glomerellaceae. Gene Ontology annotation, cellular component: mitotic spindle; mitotic spindle midzone; microtubule organizing center. The record is from RefSeq and is a predicted model, not a curated record. Gene Ontology annotation, molecular function: microtubule binding.
AUGGCGGAAAAAAUCACCGAGGAACAGGUUGACGACCUGCUAAAGAUCCUCCGCAGCGAGGCCAGCGUUGAUCACAAGGUUCAGCACGUUACCGGCAUCAAGUCCGGCAUCAAGCAACACAAUGUUCCCGAUGCCCUCGUACCACAAAUCUUCGAUGGUCUUCGAACCGCCUCCACCUCGCCGCACGCCGUUCUCGUCAACGCCGGCUUCACGGCCCUCAACCAUCUCCUGACAAGACUUUCAAGACAGGAGCCAAAGUAUAUCGCCAAGGAUGCGAAACACACACUCCCGCUGGUCAUUGACAAGCUCGGCGAUCCCAAGGAUAAGUUCAGGAGCCUCGCAUCGCAGGCACUGACCACCAUCUACACAGCCGCGCCCAUGGACGUUGAGCGCUCGGUGAAGAAUGUUGCCAUGGUUGGUAAGAACCCGAGGGCAAAGGAGGCCGGCAUGCACUGGCUGUUGUACAUGCACCAGGAACACGGCGUACAGUUUCGCGCAUAUGUCCCAACUCUCAUGGAGUUGCUCGAGGAUGCCGAUGGCAUGGUGCGCGACGUCGCUAAGAGCACCGUCAUUGAGUUGUUCCGAAAUGCCCCCAACGCGGCUAAAUCCGACCUCAAGAGACAGCUAAAGAACUUCAAUGUUCGCCCCGCCAUUGAACAAGCCAUCGUCAAAGAGCUUGCACCCACCGCGGCCGAUCGACCAAAGACUCCAGGCCUGGAUGCCCCCGCACCCGCUCCCCGACCGAAGCUGGCUGCGAGUGUAUCAUCCGUUGCGAGCGAACGCCCCGUCACUCCGGCCCCCGAAGCGCGAAGCGAGGUCGAGCCGUCAUACGCCAACACCCAGCGCGAAUUAGACGACAUCUUCAGGGAAAUGAUGACGUAUUUUGAGGGCAGGGAGUCGGAGCAAAACUGGCUGAAGCGCGAAGAGAGCAUGACAAAAUUGCGAAGGCUGAUUGCCGGCAAUGUUCCCCAAGACUUCCCCGACGCCUUCUUACUGGGUCUGAAGGGACUUCUCGAUGGAAUGAUAAAGGCCAUCACUUCCCUGCGGACCAGUCUUUCAAAGGAGGGCUGUAACCUGGUACAGGAUAUUGCCAUAACCUUUGGCCCCGGCAUGGAUCCUUUGGUGGAGCUUCUUAUGCAGACCUUCAUCAAACUCGCCGCGGCAACGAAGAAGAUUGCUUCCCAGCAGGCAAACACUACAGUAGACAUCAUCAUUGGCAAAGUCACCUACAGUUCGCGGAUCAUGCAGCACAUCUGGGGUGCAUGCCAGGACAAGAACGUCCAACCCAGGACCUACGCAACUGGUUGGCUGAAGACGAUACUGACCAAGGAGGCCCAUCACAAGAGUCACAUCGAGCACGGCGGCGGACUGGAGCUCGUCGAGAAAUGCAUCAAGAAGGGCCUCAACGACCCGAACCCUGGCGUCAGAGAGCGCAUGCGUGCCACCUUUUGGGUAUUCGCCAAUAUCUGGCCACCUAGGGCAGAUAUGCUCAAGGACACACUAGAACCGACUGCGCAAAAGCUCCUGGACAAGGACCCUAACAACCCCAACGCCCCUAAGAGGGAGACUGAGACUACGCGCGCCAGACCAGGCCUGGGCUUGUCCAAAAGCACGAUGAGCACUGGAAAGCCGACCCUGCGUGAAACCAUGAUGGCACAGAAGAAGGCGACAAUGGCAGCAUCACAAAAGCUGCCACCCCGCCCGGGCUCUGCAAUGGCUACUUUGUCUCCCGCUCGGCCACAACAACCGGCCUCGAGCUCGUCGACCGGCACGGGGCCAUCGGUUAAACCGACAGCCUCAGGAGGCAUGUCUGUUCGGCCCAUGAGACCAACCAAGAGGAGGCCGGAAAUGGCUGCACGCCCCGCGACCGCUGGACCCUACUCAAUACGCACCCAUGAUGGACCUUCCGCCGAGGCAUCCAGUCCCGAAAGUCUGAAGUCCAAGAGUGCCACAGCCAAGCCGAAAACCGAGGCCUCCCCGCGGAGAGCCCAAAGUAGGCCUCGUGCUGCAACGUCUCAUGCGUCCCCCGGCGCCAAGUCCACCCUUGCGAAAUCCGUUUCUUCCCCUCGCGAGUCGCCGCGAACAAGUCCUGCGAAGCCCAAGAGGACGCAGACUACAAUCCCGACGAGUAGUCCAUCUAGGGACCACGAAGAUCUUACGUUAGUGGUGCCAAGCCUCGGGAGCUUGAAAUCGCCUCCAACUUUGGAUCGACGGCAAAGAGCCGCGACAGAAGAACCGACAGUACCAGCCUUUGAGGAAGACGCUCCCGCGGACGGACCGGCGGAGAUUGCUUCGCCCAAGGACGAAAUGACACAAGCUGCUUCAGAGCCAGUUCCUAAGCCCACUCCAGAGCCUGCCGAGCUACCUACGGCAGAACUUGAAGAUGAGGCUCCUGUUGAGGUCCCAGCUGAGGCAUCACCCGAAGCCUCUGCGGCUGCGGCUGAGACUGACGAGGCACCGGCCGAGGAGAUCGUGGAAGCUCCUGCUGAUACUCCGGCGGGAGGACUAGCUCCUGCUCCAAUUCUAGAAGAGAUGCCCCAGGCAGAACGGGAGCCCGCGCCCACCAAUGGCCUCAAGGUGUUCGAGGACCCCUUUGUCGACGACGGUACGACUGCCAACCCGGGCAUCACUACUCCCGUGCUGGAGGACAAGCCUGUGAACGAGGUUGCUGCACCAGCGCCCAAUAACGGCCAUUUUGUGGUCAACGGCACACCCGAGACUCCCGAGAAAGCCCGUCAGACGUCGAGACUGCUCGAUAGUGGUGUCACAAGGGUAAAGGCAAAGUCUUUGGACGUCCACGGCUUUAGGAAGCUACAGUCAAUCAUCAGAGACAAUAAGGCUGUGUUCACAGAUGAAAAGUUUGAAGCUCUGCUCCGGGGACUCUUCGAAUACCUGGAGUCACCUCUGGAGACCCUUGCACCGGAGAGGGUCCAGGACGUCAAGGCACAGAUCCUCGCGACAAUCAAGCUUUUACUCAAGAAGGAACGGGAGAACUUCCAGCCACAUGUCUCACGAGGUCUCGAGUCUCUCGUAGCAACGCGCAGCGCCUAUGACUCACGCACCCGUAUCGUCAGUGGUCUCGAGCUCCUUGCCGAAGAGCUUGUAGCCCUCGGAGACCCACCCGAGAUCGUUGUAGUGAUGACCAAGCUUCUGCAAAGCAAACAGGACACGACGAUCGAGGGCAGCCGCUGUCUCGCCACAGGUCUUCACGUACUCAAGGAGCUUCUCGAUAAGCGCACUGGCUUCACGCCCUCGGACAACGAGCUCGCACAGCUUGCAGGUCUCGCAGGCCGCUGUCUCGAGUCAACGGACUCUGGUGUUCGCAUGGGCGCUGUGCAACUCUGCGUCGCUCUGCACUCGCGGAUUGGGGAUGUGCCAUUCUGGGAGCUCAUCAAGGGCGCCAAGGACGAUCCGAAGAACCUCAUCACGUACUAUAUCACGAAGCACCAACGAGAGAGUAGCGUUGGGGCCUAA